AUGCUGGCGUGGAGCCCUAAUGCCCUCGACUCGAAAUGUGAUCGUGAUUUUGUUGGCUUCCUCACAAUAGCCUCCUGGCCUGGGGACAUGUCCCAUUCCUGGCCGAUCUUCGUCAGGGACGCAUGGGCCGGAAGCAGAAGCGAGAUCUAUAUCCCGAAGGCUCCUUCCUUAUGCAGCAGCUCGACCGAGCAUGAAAACAGAGUAUGGGAAGAGCUAUCGGCCCCUAAAAGUCUGUCGACCGCUCCCUUAUCUCGGGACAACCCCGCAGACGAAGACGACGGAAACAAGGAUAUAGAUCACAACACGAAAACACCCAUAAGUAAUGGCUUAUGGCCGCAAUCCCUGCCAUCGCCCCAAAGAUCUAUAUCCUUCCAGAACAGGACGUUGCCUGGUCGAAAUAGUGCCAAUUCGGCGGAGCUGCUAGGGGAAGUGAUCAAUCUAAACGAGGAAGUUUCCUCGGGACGGACCCGGGCCCAAGAACUACGGCAAGCUCUUCAACACAAACGAGAAGAAGAGGGUGAUUUACGUCUUGCCAUCCGAAGCAAGCUCAAUCUAUCAUCAUCAGAAAAUACACAUGGCGAAGUCGCUACGAUCAACGGCGCCAUCGAGAGUCUCCAGAAAGUCACAGCUUCAUACCUGCUACUAGAGAACGACUAUCGCAAAUUCGAAGAUGACCUCGGACAGAAGGAGUAUGCACUAGAAAAGCGCAUGACGAAACUUAAAAAAGUCGUGGGCAAUCAGUCCACCUCCCCCGUGGAGCAACACCAUGCUAUCGACUAUGGCUUUGAUUCGUCACCGAGUAAUAGUUUACAUGGUUAUGCAAACAAAUUCUCAUCACAAGAGGCGGCUUAUCUCUCUCUUGUUGGGGAAGCGCGUAUACUCCGCAGGCGUCUCACAGAGAUAGAAGGUGAAUAUCUGGCUCUCAUGGACCAACAAAAUCUCUGCAAGCGUAUCGGCCUGUUACUGGAUAAACAGGCCCUCGGUUUUCUCGGAAACUACGAGGAGAAAAAGAAGCGAAUCGAGACGGAGCUGAAUAUCUUGCUCCGCCAAAUCCAGGACUACCCCGAGCAUGCAAAAAAUUCCGACGACGCAGUGCUAGAGGCCCAGUGGCAGGAUGUUGUCAAAGAUUAUUUGCCCGAGCCACCGGAGAACCCAGUACCAAUUGACUGGCUUCAUGUAUCUGAAUUUGACGACCGGGCGCCAUUUUUCGAACCCGCGGGGCCCACUGGACUGAACAAGGCGAAGUUCAUUAACCAAUGGCUUCUUCAUCAGCUGCGCCAUUCCAAGGUUGAAAUUUUGAAGUUCAAAUCAAGUCCUGAGCUCGUUGAUUUGGUUGACCAGGGUUGGAGUGGGGAUUCUAUCAGUCAGAUGGCAUUCAUAUUGUGGUUUCGGGACGAAACGGCGCAGGUGGCUCGGCCUGAGAGCUAUUCGGCUGUAUAA
Messenger RNA from Penicillium atrosanguineum, 1440 nucleotides. RefSeq lists its product as uncharacterized. NCBI's taxonomy places the organism in Eukaryota, Fungi, Ascomycota, Eurotiomycetes, Eurotiales, Aspergillaceae. The record is from RefSeq and is a predicted model, not a curated record. The coding region runs from base 1 to 1440 and encodes 479 amino acids. The transcript has 3 exons.